Molecule: messenger RNA, 4009 nt
Organism: Aspergillus steynii IBT 23096
Lineage: Eukaryota; Fungi; Ascomycota; Eurotiomycetes; Eurotiales; Aspergillaceae
Product: DNA repair ATPase SMC5
Exons: 6
Coding region: 69-3824 (1251 amino acids)
Biological process (GO): double-strand break repair via homologous recombination
Cellular component (GO): Smc5-Smc6 complex
Molecular function (GO): ATP hydrolysis activity; ATP binding
Source: RefSeq, a predicted model, not a curated record
CGAGAUCCCAGCUGUCAAAGGUCCCCCCGGCGCACUGCAAUGGGCCGCUCGUGCCUGAUCAAGCAACUAUGUCCUCUUCAACUUCGAUACCGCGCCGUCGACCACGAAGCGACGAUGACGAUGACGGCGACAGCGACGACACAUCCUCGGUGUCAACGAGAAACCCCACGCCCGCUUCUCAUGCCUCGAGUAACAAACGCAUCCGAUUAAAAGCCGCCCAGGACAAUAAUGACGAGGACGACGAUACAGGAGAUAGCACCAGCCAGGAGGACUCGGAUGGUGAUGCCCCUGCGGAGAAUUCUUUGAACCCUGCGUCGCGGGACAAAGGGAGGAAUACGGCCGACACAGGCGCGCAGGAGAAUGACGACGAGGACGACGAGGAUGCCGAUGAAGAUGGCAGUCAAGAGAACUCUGGCGAUGAAUCCUCGGCAGAACGUUCUUCGAGCGGACUUCAGAAGACUCAGGAUGCGGGGAGCGCUGGGACGCAAAACCAAGCAGGCGAUGGCGAUGGAAAUGGAGCGAAGGAUGCCUACAAGCCGGGUGCUAUUGUGCGGAUCAAGGUUACCGACUUCGUUACCUACACGUCUGCCGAGUUCUUCCCCGGUCCGAAGUUGAACAUGGUGAUUGGGCCGAACGGGACGGGGAAGAGUACGCUCGUCUGUGCGAUAUGUCUGGGACUGGGCUGGGGACCACAGCAUCUAGGCCGAGCGAAAGAUCCCGGCGAAUUCGUCAAGCACGGCUGCAGAGAGGCCACGAUUGAGAUAGAGCUCGCAGGAGGACCGAAACAUCGGCGGAACCCGGUUGUAUCUCGGACGAUUAAACGCGAAGGCAAUAAGAGUACUUUCAUGUUGAACGGAAAGCAGGCAUCUCGCUCCCAGGUGCUGAAGCUCGCUCAGUCGUUUGCCAUUCAAAUCGACAACUUGUGUCAGUUCCUUCCACAAGACAAAGUUAGCGAGUUUGCCGCCUUGACGCCAAUUGAGCUGCUCUACUCGACGCAAAGGGCCGCUGCCGGACCAGAAAUGAUCGAAUGGCACGAUAAUCUGAAAACCCUGAGAACGGAGCAAAAGAAGCUGCAGUCGAACAAUCAAGGCGACCGAGACUUACUGGCGAACCUCGAGAAUCGACAGGAAAUGCAAAGAGCAGAUGUCGAGAGAAUGCGAGAGCGGGCUCAAAUCAAGAGAAAAAUCGAGAUGCUGGAGUAUAUUCGCCCGGUGACGAAAUACAAACAGACUCACGCCGAUUUCAAGGAGCUGAAGCGGAAGAAGGAUAAUGUGAGCCGUGAGCUUGAUAUUCUGAAGUCGGAACUCGAACCCGCAUUGCGAGCAGUAAACGCGAAGCAGUCUUAUUGUGUGCAACUAGACGGAUAUAUUGACUACAAGAAACGCGGCGUCGAAACAGCCGAAAAGAAUGCUUCCGACAUUGGCAAAACAAUUGAGCAGCACGAUGACUCCAUGAAAGAUCUUAACAACCAGAUCAGUGGCGAAAAGAAGCAGGGGACACAGUAUAAACAAGAAGCGACCAAAAUUCAGCAGACAAUCAAUAAACUAACUCGCCAGCUGAAUGAUGAAUCUGUCAAUUUCGAUAUCGACUGGUACAACGAGCAGAUUGCUGCCAAACGACGACAAGCAAGAGACCUCGAAGAAAAAGCCCAAGAAAUCAAAGAACGCCGCAGGCCUCUAUUUGAUACGUUCAAUGUAAAGAAGGAAGAUCUGAAAUCAACAGAGCAGCAGCUGCAAGGCUUGGAUUCUCAAGCUGGACGGCAGGAAGCAAAGCUCAAGCAAGUCUCGCCUGAUUCGUUCAAAGCUUACAAAUGGCUACAAGAAAACCAGGACAAGUUUGAACACAAAGUCUUUGGUCCUCCGAUUGUCGAGUGCUCCAUAAAGGAUCCCAAGUAUGCCGAUGCAGUUGAGUCGCUUCUCCAAAAAACAGACUUUACUGCCUUCACCACGCAGAGUCGGAAUGAUUUCAGGACGCUGCAACGGUCUCUGAACAUGGAAAUGAGGCUUCAUGACAUCAGUAUCAAGACCAGCUCAGUUCCUCUGGAGAACUUUCAGCCUCCAGUUUCGGGCGAGGAAAUCCAAAAAAUGGGGUUUGAUGGCUGGGCAAAGGACUUCCUCAAUGGCCCCGACCCUAUACUAUCAGUCCUAUGCAGUGAAAAUCGGCUACAUCAAACACCAGUCACCCUUCGCGAUAUCUCGGAUGAAGAAUUCAGCCGAAUGGAAAACGGAUCGAUCAGCUCUUGGGUGGCCGGGAAACAGAGCUAUCAAGUCUCCAGGCGACGGGAAUAUGGUCCCAGCGCCACCUCCACCCGUGUGCGACAAGUCAGACCGGCAAGAGUUUGGACCUCUCAGCCCGUAGACACUAUGGCGAAGCAAGACUUGAUCCAGGCCGUGUCAGCUCUCAAAGAAGAACUACGGGAUUUGCAGCAACGAAUGGAAACCGAGAAGGCCAAUCUGACGGAGAUGGGCCAGAGUCAUGGAAAGUGCGAAGAGGAAAGGAGAGAACUGGAACGGGAGAAAGCUGAAAAGCAGACCGCCCUUACACAGCAAAGGGCUAUCCCAGAAAAGAUCCGUCAGCAAGAAACAAAACGCAGAAACAAUGAGAAGUACUGCGCAAAUGUCAAGACCAGAGUUCUGGAGCUUCGCCAUCAACAGGACGAACUUUCUGUGCAGAAGGCCGAAGCAACUCUCAAAUAUUCUGAAGCGGUCAUUGAACUUCGUGAAGCGCAUGAAGAACUCAUCAAGCUGGGUGUCCGUCGUGCCGAAGCUGUCUCCGACCUGGAAAUUCUCAAGGCUCGUAAUAAGGAUCACAGCGAUAAGCUGGCAGUCAAGACCAACGAGCUAAAGGAGGCUGUGAACGAAGUCAAGACGAAGUCUGAAGAAGUGAGGAAGCUGCACAAAGAGGCAGGGAAGGUGGUUGAAACCUCCGCUACCCAACCCGAUCUCGCCGCAUUGAUGACGACUUUGAUUGAACACAGCGUCGACCAGCUUGAGGCGGAUAUUGAUUCGGAGAAGGCACGCUUGGAACUCACUCAGGGUGGUAGCAGCAACAUCAUCAAAGAGUUCGAGGAACGCGAACGCCAGAUCCAGAAAAUACGCAGCAAACUGGAAGAAUUCCAGACUCAGCUUGCUGACUACGAGCACGCCAUCAAUGAGAUCCGAGGCAAAUGGGAGCCUCAGCUCGACGCGUUGGUCAAGAGCAUCAGUGACGCCUUCUCCGACUCCUUUGCCCGCAUUGGGUGCGCCGGACAAGUCUCACUUGACAAGGCAGAGGACGAGGCAGGCCCAGACAACACAUCCGGCGGCAGCAACUUUGACCAGUGGUCAAUCCAGAUCCACGUCAAAUUCCGAGAAAACGAAAACCUUUCUCUGCUCGACUCCCACCGACAAUCUGGCGGAGAAAGAGCCGUCAGCACCAUCUUCUAUCUCAUGGCUCUACAAUCCCUUUCCGCGUCUCCAUUCCGCGUCGUCGACGAGAUCAACCAAGGUAUGGACCCGAGGAACGAACGCAUGGUCCACGGUCGCCUCGUCGACAUCGCCUGCGCCAACGGUGGGUACAACGAGGACGGCACCGAGAGCAGCGGAGGCAGCCAAUACUUCCUCAUCACCCCCAAGCUGCUCAGCGGGCUAGUCUACAAGCCCGGCAUGCGGGUUCUCUGUAUCUACAGCGGCGAACACAUGCCGGCAGAGCACGGCGUUUUGGACGUCGGUGAAGCCGUGCAGCGAAUGCGGGCUAUCAGAGAAUCGGAUCAAGGAAAGGGCAAGGGGAGAGCUUUCGACGGUGCUAUCUCUCAGGGAGAUAGUCGAGUUGAUGUGUAUGCCUGAUGACGUUGAAUUUUAUGAUACCUCUAUUAUAUUUCUUUUUAUCUGCUUUCUGCUCUGAUUUCCGCUUUCUUUGUGGUUUUGAUUCUUAGUCGGAUCGGAUCUGGUGUUUUGGCCUUUUACUUCUUUUUCUGGUACAUAGAUACACACAUAGACAAUUCUGGGAUGCAGAUACCCUACUGAUCAUC